GAGCAAAUAUAAAAUGAUUGCAUCAACCUCCCAAUGUGCCAAAUCUGGAAGAGGAACUCCAAUGUUUUCUCGUAGAGGGAAAUCAACUAUUCCGAAGCAUGGUUGCUUCUCGACAAAGGACAAUAGAGAAUUCGGAGAUUUCAGGCAAAAGAAAAAGAAAUUUAGUAAAGAGCCCAUUGUUACAGAUGAUAUUGACAAAAAGCAAAAGCAGAUUCAAGAAAUAGAAGAAGUCUUAAAGGAUAUGGAUGAAGAAAGAGAGAAGCGUAAACAAAAAGAAAUAGAGGAACAAAAUCAGUUAACAGAAAAAGAGAAAGAUAGGAUUAAAAAGAUAAAUAGAAUAAAAUAACGCAAAGCAGUGGUUCAAGAAAUCAAAGCAAAACCCCCCUGCUCCGAACCAAUACUUUAAAGACAUCUUCAGGAAAGUUAAUACGAAUCACUCAUCAUUAUUUGGAAAAGGGCCUAAGAGGCAAACUGACCCAUCAAUGCAUGGCUCUUUCUUCGUAGUUGAUAAAAGAAAGUCUAAGUUAUACAUUCUUCUCAAAAAGCAGAAAAGUAGGAAAUGUAUCAGAGAAGCAAGAAGCUAUUAUAGGAAAAGCAAUACUAAAGGGUUCAGAAAUAAAACAAAUUAUGUAGAGGAAUCUCCUGAACCAAAAAGUAACGCUUAUAGCUCAUCAAAGUCCAAGUAUAUAUCUCCUAGCAGGAUCAAUCUGUCCACUUCCAAGAGUAAUUAUACAUUAGCUACUUUUGGUGACUUGACAAAUCCUAAGCAAAGGAAUCAAUGUGAGAAAUAUUAUUACGACUCCAUGAAAUCUAUAAACGAAAGUCCAUCGGUUUCAGCAGAGGUCCAAUCAAUUACUUCUGGGCUUAAGGCUCAAAAGAAAAUAUGCCAACCACCUCAAAAAAUGAGGAAUAUAAAAUUAAUGGAAUAUGGCCAGAAUUUUUCAACUGGAAAGCACUCCAAUCAGAGAGACUUAAGCCCUCUUUCAAAAUUUCGGGCAAGUCCUUCAAGGUCAAUUAAGAGGCCUAAAACUGCACUUUUUCAUUCACAAAAGACUGAUAAAUCAGAGAGCAAAUUGUCUAAACUGUCAAUGAUCAAACAAAUAUCUCGUGAUCAGGCAAAUAAAUUAAUGCCUAACAGAACAGACCCUCAUGAGUCAAGAUUCAAGAUGAAAGACAUCGAGAAAGAGCUUAGUUACAAGUAUAGAAAUAACUGAAAUAUUUACAUCAAUUUUGGAAGCAUCCCGAAAAAUAACAGUCAAGAGAAGUUGCGAAGAAAAGAUGUUGAAAGAGGCAAAGCAAAUGAGCAAAAACUGUACUAUGAUAUUGACCUAGAAGCUUUGAAAUAAACCAAUAUCUGUUCCAAAUUUUGAGAAAUACAUGCCAAGAGAUGACAGAUUUUUAAUAAAUAAAUGACUUGAUACACCUUGAUAUGAUUUCUCAGAUGAAAUCUUAUACCUCAACUCUAAUAAAAUCAUCCCGAUGGAUAAGCAACUAAGUGAGGAAAAAGUAAAGAGAGGCAGAAGUGAAAUGGUAUAUUCAUCUCUGAAUAACUUCCAAUCAAAAAUGAAGAAGCUCCAUGGGUUCUUAGAAUCCAGUUUUAAGUAAAUAAACACUUAUCAAUUUUUAUACCUGAAA
Molecule: messenger RNA, 1635 nt
Organism: Moneuplotes crassus
Lineage: Eukaryota; Ciliophora; Spirotrichea; Euplotida; Euplotidae
Source: the annotation of a GenBank genome assembly